CAAAAUCUCGGGUAUGGCCUCUACAACCUCCGCAGCCGUGGUGCUUCAAGGUCUCUCUACCUCGUUCCUCUCGGGCUCUCGGGCCGCGAGAACUCUGCUCGCAGGGCCCAGGGCCGCCAGCCCUGGCUCGAUGGAUCGCUACCAGGCGACUUCGGGUUCGACCCUCUAGGCCUGGGCAAGGACCCAGCCUUCCUGAAAUGGUACCGCGAAGCCGAGCUCAUCCACGGGCGAUGGGCCAUGGCCGCCGUCCUUGGCAUCUUCGUGGGCCAGGCCUGGUCCGGCGUCCCAUGGUUCGAGGCCGGCGCUGACCCCAACGCGAUCGCGCCGUUCUCCUUCGGUUCCCUCCUCGGGACCCAGCUCCUGCUGAUGGGUUGGGUCGAGUCCAAGCGCUGGGUCGACUUCUUCAACCCCGAGUCGCAGUCCGUCGAAUGGGCGACCCCCUGGUCGAGAACUUCCGAAAAUUUCGCAAAUGCCACCGGCGAUCAGGGUUACCCCGGGGGCAAGUUCUUUGAUCCCCUGGGCUUGGCUGGCACGCUGAAGGACGGGGUGUACGUGCCCGACACCGAGAAGCUGGAGAGGCUGAAGCUGGCUGAGAUUAAGCACGCCAGGAUCGCUAUGCUGGCUAUGCUUAUUUUUUACUUCGAGGCCGGGCAGGGCAAGACGCCACUCGGGGCUCUGGGCUUGUGAUUUGUUUUUUUUCUGGCUUGGAAUUUGGGGCCGGUUUCUUUGUAAAUUAUAUUUGUGGGCGAGAUUUGGAUGAGUGGUGUACGCAUGCUUUGGAGCAGAACUAAUGAAUUUACUACUUUGAGCUACUUACUUUUA
Messenger RNA from Asparagus officinalis (garden asparagus), 822 nucleotides. Its product is annotated as chlorophyll a-b binding protein CP24 10A, chloroplastic. The record is from RefSeq and is a predicted model, not a curated record. The transcript has 2 exons. Lineage: Eukaryota; Viridiplantae; Streptophyta; Magnoliopsida; Asparagales; Asparagaceae. Bases 238 to 687 code for a protein of 149 amino acids. Gene Ontology annotation, cellular component: membrane. Gene Ontology annotation, biological process: response to light stimulus; photosynthesis, light harvesting in photosystem I.